GUUGUGUGUGUGUGUUGUGCUUUGGUUGUGCUGCAGCUGUGCUGUGUGCGAGUUGUGAAAAACUGUAUUCAAAAUAAAUAAUAAAAUUUUACAUUUGAAUUUAACAAGAGUACAUUUUUCUGUCAGUAAAAAUGUCCAGAAACAUUUACUGUAACUUUGUCAAGCCUUCCUCGUCGGGUGAAGUUAGUGGCUCGACAAAUUCAUUUGCACAGACUCAUAUAAGUGGAGAAGAAGCCAGGAAAAUAUACAUUAAUGAGGUAAAACACGUUAAAGAUCCAGUUGUGUGUGAUAGCGACGAUAUCAAUAACGUUACUAAGCCAGUAAAACGAAAAAAACUUGUAGUAGACCAAGAAAUAUCUGACAAGGAUUUGUUCAUAUCAGUGCAAAAUGAUGAUAUUGACACAUUGAAAGCAGCUUUAGAUAACGAUCCAGAUAAAAUAAACAAACUAGAUGACUACGGUUGGAGUCUCCUCAUGAUAGCUUGCCAAGCCAACAGCAUAGAUUCGCUGAUAUUCUAUUGAGUCAUACACAAACACAAAGAGAAAAAGAAGUAAAAAAUAAAGAACAGACUUUACAUCAUAAUGAUGAUGUUCGAA
This is a messenger RNA of Ostrinia furnacalis (Asian corn borer), 596 nucleotides long. RefSeq lists its product as uncharacterized. The transcript has 2 exons. The record is from RefSeq and is a predicted model, not a curated record. Bases 132 to 521 code for a protein of 129 amino acids. NCBI's taxonomy places the organism in Eukaryota, Metazoa, Arthropoda, Insecta, Lepidoptera, Crambidae.